AUGCGGCCGCGCGUGGGCCUCCUGCUGCACGCCCUGCCGCUGCUGCUGUGGGGCGGCCUGGACGCCGAGCCCGUGGGGCGCGUAGGCCGGGAGCUGCGCCAGGAGGCGGAGGCGUUCCUGGAGAAGUACGGAUACCUUGACGCACAAGUCCCCAAAGCUCCCAGCUCUACUCAGCUCAGCAAUGCCAUCAGAGAGUUCCAGUGGGUGUCCCAGCUGCCGGUCAGUGGCGUGCUGGACCAUGCCACCCUUCGCCAGAUGACACGCCCCCGCUGUGGGGUCGCAGACACUGACAGUCACGCAGCCUGGACCGAGAGGAUCAGUACCCUGUUUGCUGGACGUGGAGCCAAAAUGAGCCGUAAUAAACGCUUUGCAAGGCAAGGCAACAGAUGGUACAAGCAGCACCUCUCCUACCGCCUGGUGAACUGGCCCGAGCACCUGCCCGAGUCUGCCGUGCGAGGGGCUGUGCGCGCCGCCUUCCAGCUAUGGAGCAACGUCUCAGCACUGGAGUUCUGGGAGGCCCCGACCACAGGCCCCGCGGACAUCCGCCUCACCUUCUUCCAAGGGGACCACAACGACGGGCUGGGCAAUGCCUUCGAUGGCCCAGGGGGCGCUCUGGCGCACGCCUUCCUGCCCCGCCGCGGCGAAGCGCACUUCGACCGGGACGAGCGAUGGUCGCUGAGCCGCCGCCGCCGCGGGCGCAACCUGUUCGUGGUGCUGGCGCACGAGAUCGGCCACACGCUCGGCCUCACGCACUCGCCGGCUCCGCGCGCGCUCAUGGCGCCCUACUACAAGAGGCUGGGCCGCGACGCGCUGCUCAGCUGGGACGACGUGCUGGCCGUGCAGCGGCUGUAUGGCAAGCCCCUGGGGCGCUCGGUGGCCACCCAGCUCCCUGGGAAAGUGUUCACGGACUUUGAAGCCUGGGACCCCCACAGCUCCCAGCGCAGGCGCCCGGAAGCCCCGAGUCCUAAACACUGCCACUCUUCCUUCGAUGCCAUCACUGUAGACGGGCAACAGCAGCUGUACGUUUUUAAAGGGAGCCACUUCUGGGAGGUGGCAGCAGACGGCAAUGUCUCAGAGCCUCGCCCACUCCGGGACAGGUGGGCCGGGCUGCCCCCUGACAUCGAGGCUGCUGCGGUGUCGCUGGAGGAUGGAGACUUCUACUUCUUCAAAGGGAGCCGGUGCUGGAGAUUCCGGGGCCCCAGGCUGGUGUGGGGUUCCGCACAGCUGUGCCGGGCAGGGGGCCUGCCUCGCCACCCCGACGCGGCCCUCUUCUUCCCUCCUCUGCGCCGCCUCGUGCUCUUCAAGGGCGCCCGCUACUACGUGCUGGCCCCAGGGGGGCUGCAGGUGGAGCCCUACUACCCCCGCGGCCUGCAGGACUGGGGCGGGGUCCCCGAGGAGGUCAGCGGGGCCCUGCCGAGGCCCGACGGCUCCAUCAUCUUCUUCAGAGACGACCGCUACUGGAGCCUGGACCAGGCCAAACUGCAGGUCACCACCUCGGGCCGCUGGGCCACUGAGCUGCCCUGGAUGGGUUGCUGGCACGCCAACUCGGGGGGCGCCCUGUUCUGAAGGCACCGCCCCCAUGAACUCUUGGUGCCCUCAGGGCCGAUUCAUUUUCCCUGCCCAGGGGCAGGACCUGUACGGGGAAAGCCCAGGUGGAGGUUUGCAUUUGUUCCCUGGAGAGUGGCCCACCGUCAUGUUCCCACUGCACGGCUCCAUCUGCGAGGCAGCAGCACCGAGGUCCAGCCGUGGAGGAUGGAAACGCGGCUGAGAGUUGGAGGCUGUUUUGCAAGACUGCCCCCUUCUCUUGGGGCCUCCUGGCUCUGUUCUUUGGAAACUGUGUCUUGUUUCAAGGCCUCACCUCCAGGGAGGACAAGGGUCUCCAACCUCAGAGGCCCCUGGGGCUGACCGUCACAGAGCCUGAGGGAGGCUGAUGUGGCCUCUGGCUUUUUGUCUGGGGCUGGAAUAAAGAGACGCCCCCAGCUGGUGGCCCUGCAGGCAGGAAAGAGCGGUCCUGGGAACAGAUUGUCCGAACUUCCAGCGACAGUGAGUGAGUGUGUGCAGACACAGGGAGUGCGGCCGGCCAGCUGUGUGUGUGCAGUUGUGAUGGGGGACAGGGCCCACCUCGCCUCAAAAGGCAAAGUGUCCUUGCCCCGCACCCUCCCGCCUCCCAGGCCAGGUCAGGGGUCCCCUCCCCAGGGUCUGCACUGCUGCAGCCACGGGGGAUUUGCAGAUUAGGGGAGGCCUCCUGGCCACAAUGGCCCCAUUCUCCGGGCCACACACACAGCAUUCCUGAAGCUCCUGCUGUCUGGCCAAGAAUUGCUGGGCCGCCUGCAGAGGGAACUGGCUCCCAGCCUCCCAGCGUCUGCUCCUCCAGGCACCCCGCCCCCCACACCUGCACGCUGACCUCAGCAAAGGAAGCUCUCAGGGGAGCUGACAAGGGCCGCAGGGUCCAGCCCCCAACCCCCCAGGGGCAUUCUUUGUCUUCUGCCUCCCUUCUCUGUACAACCCGGACUGCCCUUAGGUGCCAGCGCCUGGUACUGCCCUGUGCUGGGAGGCAAGGGGGCGGCUGCCCGCCCACCCCAGUUCCUCUGGCUUGAACCCCAGAGGGAGGUCCCAUCUUCAUCGCCCCGCCUCCAGGCGCUGACACUGUGAUUAGAGGCUUUAUUGAAAGAUUUGAGGGAAAAGGGAACCCAGAGGUUGUUUCCCUUAGGAGAUGCCUCUGUCAGCCUGGCCGGAAGGACCUGCAAUGCACGUGAGGCUGCAUCUGGGGUGCGCGUCAGGUGGGCGCGGGCGCUUUUGGAGUAGCCGGGCUCUAGGUGACGCUGGGCUCUGCCCUGGCAGGCGCUAGGUGGCCAAUGGAGACCCCCGCCUCAACGGUGGGCCUCUUCGCCCGAGGGGGCGCCCCGCGGGCGGCUCUGAGGUGGGGCAUUUCUCCCGCCCCGGCGGCACCCGCCUUACCCAGAUCCGUGUGUUCCAGAACGCAGUGCGCCACGUAGGCCGGGGGGCUGUGCAGGAUCCUGCAUUUCUUGCAGA
This is a messenger RNA of Lepus europaeus (European hare), 3033 nucleotides long. RefSeq names its product matrix metallopeptidase 28 (gene MMP28). The transcript is spliced from 8 exons. Gene Ontology annotation, cellular component: extracellular matrix. The coding region runs from base 1 to 1566 and encodes 521 amino acids. The record is from RefSeq and is a predicted model, not a curated record. Gene Ontology annotation, molecular function: metalloendopeptidase activity; zinc ion binding. NCBI's taxonomy places the organism in Eukaryota, Metazoa, Chordata, Mammalia, Lagomorpha, Leporidae. Gene Ontology annotation, biological process: collagen catabolic process; extracellular matrix organization; proteolysis.